CUAGGUCAGAGUGACCAGUCUGCGUUGAAUUUUACCACGAAAACAAAAUAAAAUAUAUAAACGUUCGAUGUUAAUACCAAUUAGAUUAGAAUACAUUCGCUAAGGCUACAAACUGACUGCGCCAUUCGGUUAAGCACAUCGAAACAAAUGGACUAUUCGUUCAGUGAGAUAUGUGAAUGAUUCGAUGGUUUGCUAGAUCGUUUUCGGGUUAAUCCCUGAGGAAAAACCCGUUUAUCGACGUCGAUCGUGGGUUGGGGCGGUGUACGGUGGAGAAAGGGGAGUGGUUGGGGCAGAAGAACGAGUGGGGGAAGGAGGAGAAGCGAUAACAAGAACGACGCCGAAAAAAAGGUAGUUAACGAGUUGACAAGCCAAAAGCAACAAUAACAAGCUGGAAAGAAGGAGAGCUGGAAGUUGUUGGAACGAGUGAGAGGGUGCGAGCGAGAGAGGGCGAACGCACCUGGAACAGGUUACCCCUUCCAGCGUUCGUUCCACCGAAGAACGAAGAAUCUGCAUAAAGUUCGGAUUCUUUGGAAAGAAUAGAGGGAACCCAGCGCGAAGAAAACCCCGAAAUCUGAUCUUUUCCACAUUUGGAUUCCUUGGAGAAACGGGAGUCGAAACGCCAAGCGUAGAAACGUAUCGAAUUCGGAUUCUUCGGAACGAAAGAACACGAAAUUAGAGGCAGAAGACAGCUGAAGACCUCGACGCAAUGAAGCCAACUAGCAUAUUGUGUCUCCUGGUGGUGAUUCUUCUGCAUCCGCGCAGCUCGAAAUCCUCGACGAGCGGCAAUCCCAGUGCCAGUUCCAGUUCCAGUUCUCCGCCAGAAAUCCCCGCCUUCCGGCAAUGCGAAACCAUUCGCAUUGAGAUGUGCCGCAAGAUCGGCUACAAUGAGACCUCCAUGCCGAACCUGGUGGGUAACGAAAUGCAAACGGAUGUGGAGUACACACUGCAGACCUUUGCUCCACUGAUCGAGUACGACUGCAGUUCCCAGUUGAAGCUGUUCCUCUGCGCCGCCUACGUGCCCAUGUGCACACCCAAAGCACCCGUCCAUGCCAUCGGUCCCUGCCGGAGUCUCUGUGAGUCCGUGCGGAUACGUUGUCAUCCGGUUUUGCAGGGAUUCGGAUUUCCAUGGCCACCGGCUCUCGACUGCGAUAAGUUUCCGCGAGAAAACAACCAUGAGACCAUGUGCAUGGAGGGUCCGGGUGAAUUGCAUCAGCCGCAGCAGGAGCAGGAUCUGUAUGGGCUACCGGGGCAGGGAAUACCCGGUGGUUUGGGCGGUAAACUGCCCAUGGAUUGCUCGGGACUGGCCAAGUCGCAUCUAUAUGUAAGGCUACCCAGAUCUGGACGCUGUGCACCACUUUGCGAGGCAGAUAUACUGUUUACGCCGGCGGAGAAGCAUCUGGCGGAGAUCUGGGUCUCCACAUGGGCCUAUGCCGCUUUGGGUUUGGCCCUGGUGGCCACCGUGUGUCUUUUGGCCAGCGAUGGCAGUCGUUUGGCCAGCGCCAAGUGGUCCAGAUUGUUGUCACCGCUGAUUUGGUGCCACAACAUGGUCACCUUGGGCUGGGCCGUGCGUUUUAUGGUGGGAAGAACGGGCACUGCGUGCGGCACGGAUCCCCAGGCGCCCAAUGAAUCCCUACUCACCGUGGACGGACUGUCCAAUGCCUCCUGCGCCAGUGUCUUCCUUAUGCGCUACUACUUUGGAAUGGCCGCCUGCGCUUGGUGGGCUGUGCUCUGUUUGGGCUGGCACCGCGACAUUCGUCGGCACAGUCCGGACUCCAAGGGCCAUGUGGUCAUUCCCUCGAACUUUGGAGGCAGUCCGGCGAAGAGGAGCAGUGCCAAGACGGCUCAGCAGGAUCUUACGCAGAACAACUUUGUGUGCUUCGUGGCCUGGGGAUUGCCGGCCUUCCAAACGGCAGCUGUGAUCGUUGCCCGGUUCGUGGAUGCUGAUGAGUUGCUAGGCGCCUGUUUCGUAGGCAAUCAAUCGGAUAAGGCGCUACAGAUAUUGGUGGCCACGCCCGUCUUUUGCUACUGGAUCUUUGGCUCGAUGAAUCUGAUCUCCGGCUAUCUGGUGCACUGUCGCACCAAGGAGAUCCUGAGGAAUAGCAAUGCCCUCAGCUUGCAACAGCAACUGCAACAGCUAAGCGCACACAGUAGUUCCGGCAUUGGCAUAUUCCUUUUCAUCUAUGGACUCGCAUGUGCCCUGCUUCUGUUGGCCGUCAUUUACGAGUUUGCCAACAUCGAUGUCUGGCUGGGAUCGGGUGAUACCAAUACGCCACUGUGGCCAUUUUUGCUGCGCGCCUUCAUGGAGCUGAUGCUGGGCAUUUGCUGUUUUGCCUGGGUCCUUGGACCGAGCAUUUCCACUCUCUACAAGAGGCAAGUCAGCAAUGGCAAGAUGGUGAAGCAUACAUCUGCCGGAGCAGCAGCUGGGCACCUGGACGGGCACAGUAGCUUGCGUGGAUCGCAUGCGGCUUGCAAUAGCACGGUGGUCUCCUAUCACUCGGUGCGGACUUCCAUGGCCAGUGUUCCAUUGCCGCCGAGUCCGUACAAACUGAAGACUUCGCCUGGUGCCGGCUCCAUAUCGCUGAAUCAGAUGUCCAACUAUUCGCUGGGCAGGAGCGUCCAUCACCAGCAGCGCCAUUCGCCGCAUCAUCAUCAUCAGCACCAGCAGCAGCAUCAGCAUCAUCCCCACCACAAUCAGCAGCAUCACUCCACAUCCUCGCAUCGCCUGUAUUAUCCGCCAGGUAGCUAUGCCUCGCAAAAGUACAGCCAGCAUGGCAGCUACUAUCCCCACUUGCAGCACUACGGGAAUGAGACGCUGCUCUAGGCGGAAUUGGAUUAGGUAUCAUUUCAGGGCAGGAUUGCUUCCUGCUUCCAGUCAAUGUUCCUGCGGCAGCUGCUGUGCCAAAGUCAAUCCUGUACUAUAACUUAAUGCGUUUUUGGGUUUCGUAAAAGGCAAAGCAACUUGAAUGGGGAAACGGUCCAAUUUGUUUGUCAUAAAACGAUCGUGAGAUAACGAUAUCGUAAUUUCGAUUUUAGUUGCUUUGCCUGCCCAUAGAACACGAUGGUAACCACCUGUCUAUGUACUGUGUAUGUAACCCAGGAAAUGUGCUCUUAUUUAGUUUGGCCCUUUAUCGCGAGGUCAUAGGUCAUCUACAAUGUAUUUGUAAUUGCCCUAGAUGGGCUUCAUAUCCUAUUUUCGUGUGUACUUAAUGUUGCUCCUAAUUAGUUGCCUUUUUGCCGUUUUGGUGUAACCAAAUUCAAUAAUCGCUCUUGCCUUUUAGACAUUAGGACUUAAUGUCGCCUUUGCGUACAUAUUUAACAUAUAUUUACAUAUAUAUAGCAUUUUUAUAUAACUUUUUUUUGAGUUAGAGAGAGAGAAACGCGCAGCAACCAAAUACUGUGAUACGCAUGUUCAUGUCUUCAAACAAAAAAAAAGGGAACCAGAAACUAGGGUUCCAACUUUUUGCUGUCUUCUCCCGAUGCCGAAACAAGUGUACUUAACAAUCGAAAAACAAACGCAAUUGCAAUCGUAGCCUUAAUGCCUAAUUGUAUUCAGUGUGCCAUUAGCUUUAGGGACUAAACUGAAACGAGUCAAAAUCAUGAAAUUACCUUAAGAGUCCUUUUGCUAGCGAAGAACUUUGGCGGAAUUACUGAAGGUUUUUCUUCAACUCCUGCUGAUUUUCGCACAGAAAAGGGCCUACUUCUAAAUGUCCAACUAACUAGCUAAGGAAAUAACUAACCUUUAUACAUCUGGGGGCUCAUACGAAUCGUAUGGAGCCCAACUAACAGUAUAUGUAUUGUAUUGUAUUGUAUUUUGUAUGUGUAUUUUUUUUAUUAUCAUAUAUGUAUAACUUAUUUGCUAGCGAAUAAAGUGUCGAAAAGUUA
Drosophila mauritiana is the source of this 3882-nucleotide messenger RNA. It is a transcript of the gene fz4, whose product is annotated as frizzled-4. NCBI's taxonomy places the organism in Eukaryota, Metazoa, Arthropoda, Insecta, Diptera, Drosophilidae. Gene Ontology annotation, biological process: canonical Wnt signaling pathway; non-canonical Wnt signaling pathway. Gene Ontology annotation, cellular component: plasma membrane. The transcript is spliced from 3 exons. The record is from RefSeq and is a predicted model, not a curated record. Bases 707 to 2821 code for a protein of 704 amino acids. Gene Ontology annotation, molecular function: Wnt receptor activity; Wnt-protein binding.